Molecule: messenger RNA, 1309 nt
Organism: Heterobilharzia americana
Lineage: Eukaryota; Metazoa; Platyhelminthes; Trematoda; Strigeidida; Schistosomatidae
Source: the annotation of a GenBank genome assembly
GGACAGUUGAUGACCUUGCACCAAUUUAAGAGAUGGCGGUACUGGUGGAACUUCUUUAGGAUGUUUUGUACUUGACUUGUAUUGUGAAGAAAAGCCGAGGACAUGUAUGAACUUUAUAAAGCUCUGUAAAAUGAAACACUACAAUUUCUGCCUCUUCCACUGUGUACAGAAAAACUUGGUAGCCCAAUCUGGAGAUCCUAGCGGCACUGGUCAUGGCGGUUGGUCAUAUUUCAGGCAUUUAUACGGUGAGCAGGCAAAAUAUUUUGAUGCUGAAAAGAAACCGAAAAUAUCGCACUCGCAUAAAGGUCUGGUUUCCAUGGUGGACAAUGGUGCUGGGCAACAUGGUUCUCAGUUUUUCAUAACAUUGGCAGAUGAUCUCAACUACUUGGAUGACAACCAUACAGUUUUUGGAUAUGUCGCUGAAGGUAUGGGUUUUGUUGAUAAAAUUAAUGAGGUGUAUUGUGACAAAGACGGACGACCCUACCGAAAUAUUAGGAUACACCAUACGUUUGUCCUCGAUGAUCCAUUUGUUGAUCCAAAAAGAAUAGAAUAUCCUAAGUCACCACCGUCAAUACGGGUUUCAAAGUUUGAUACUCGAUUAGAAGAAGAUGAAGAGCUAGAUGAUACGGAGGGGCUUUCUCCCUCACGACUGGAGGAAUUAAAGGCCGAACAAGAAGUUAAAACUCAUACUCAGCUGCUUACAUUGAUAGGCGACUUGCCAGAUGCUGAUGUUAAGCCACCAAACAAUGUCUUAUUCGUGUGUAAACUUAAUCCUGUCACUACAAGUGAAGAUUUGGAAAUUAUUUUCAGUCGAUUUGGUGAAAUUAAGUCAUGCGAAGUGAUAAGGGAUAAGCGCACCAAUGCUUCUCUUCAAUAUGCAUUUAUUGAGUUUGAAAAGGAAGCUGACUGUGAAGAUGCAUAUUUCAAAAUGGAUAAAGUUGUAAUUGACGAUAGACGUAUUCAUGUGGAUUUCAGCCAAUCAGUUGCUCGAGAAUGGCAGUCCUACAGAAGCGGUAAAGUGCUGUCUGGUCAACACAAUAGUGUUCCAAAAGCCAAAGGCUCACUGAACACAAAACAAUCUCAUUCAUCCAAGUUAUCUGAGCAAAAUAAUAACAAAAGAAACCAUUCUCACCACUAUUCUUCACAAAGUCACGAUAACAAGAAGAAAAGAAGUAGUCCAAUAAAACGCGACUCCCCUCCAUUGUUAGGUGAAGGUUAUGAUUUAGUUAUCUCCGAAGAAUCCGAUUCGGCGUCCUCUGGUUGUUCUCAGCACAGAUCCAAGAAAAUGCAUCAUAGUAAGUUGGUUUAA